AACAACAACAACAGUUGCUCCAACCACAACAACUGCUGCUCCAACAACAACAACUGUCCCAACCACAACAACAGCUGCUACAACCACAACAACUGUGGCACCAACCACAACAACAGCUGCUACAACAACAACAACUGCCCCAACCACUACAACUGCUGCUCCAACCACAACAACACCUGCUCCAACAACAACAACUGCAGCUCCAACAACAACAACAGCUGCUCCAACAACAACAACAACUGUCAAAACCACAACAACAGCUGCUUCAACCACAACAACUGCUGCUACAACCACAACAACUGCCCCAACCACUACAACUGCUGCUCCAACCACAACAACAGCUGCUACAACAACAACUGCUGCUCCAACAACAACAACUGCAGCUCCAACAACAUCAACUGCUGCUACAACAACAACAACAACAGCUGCUCCAACAACAACAACUGUCCCAACCACUACAACAGCUGCUACAACCACAACAACCGCCCCAACCACUACAACUGCUGCUACAACAACAACAACAACAGCUGCUACAACCACAACAACUGUGGCACCAACAACAACAACAGCUGCUCCAACGACAACAACUGCUGCUCCAACCACAACAACAGCUGCUACAACCACAACAACAGUGGCACCAACCACAACAACAGCUGCUCCAACAACAACAACUGUCCCAACCACAACAACAGCUGCUUCAACCACAACAACAGCUGCUACAACCACAACAACUGCCCCAACCACUACAACACCUGUUUCAACAACAACAACUGCUGCUACAAGCACAACAACAGCUGCUACAACAACAACAGCUGCUCCAACCACUACAACAGCUGCUACAACCAUAACAACUGUGGCUCCAACCACUACAAUAGCUGCUCCAACAACAACAACAGCUGCUACAACCACAACAACUGUGGCACCAACAACAACAACAGCUGCUCCAACAACAACAGCUGCUCCAACAACAACAACUGUCCCAACCAC
Molecule: messenger RNA, 987 nt
Organism: Pelmatolapia mariae (spotted tilapia)
Lineage: Eukaryota; Metazoa; Chordata; Actinopteri; Cichliformes; Cichlidae
Product: GATA zinc finger domain-containing protein 14-like
Exons: 1
Source: RefSeq, a predicted model, not a curated record